Molecule: messenger RNA, 2016 nt
Organism: Phodopus roborovskii (desert hamster)
Lineage: Eukaryota; Metazoa; Chordata; Mammalia; Rodentia; Cricetidae
Gene: Znf250
Product: zinc finger protein 250
Exons: 5
Coding region: 165-1763 (532 amino acids)
Biological process (GO): regulation of DNA-templated transcription
Source: RefSeq, a predicted model, not a curated record
UGGGGACAGGGGCGGGGCCCCCUGGGAUUGACGACUGCGCAGACCAGGCGGGACGGCCCCUUUGUCUUAGGGAGCUGAGGCAGCCGCCGCAGGGCGAAAGGUUGCGGUCGAUGCCCCACAGGAUCCUCUGAUUCCUCUUGUCCUCACAGACCCAAGAAACCAAGAUGGCAGCCACUGGACUUCUGCCACUGCCAGCAGGACCUCAGGUCAAGGUGACCUUCGAGGAUGUGGCUGUUCUGCUGUCUCAGGAGGAGUGGGCCCGCCUGGGCCCUGCUCAGCGGGGCCUCUAUAGAAAUGUGAUGAUGGAGACCUAUGGGAAUGUGGUCUCUUUGGGACUCCCAGGAUCCAAGCCUGUUGUGAUCUCCCAGCUGGAGCGAGGAGAAGAUCCAUGGGUCCUGGAUGGGCAGGAAACUAAGCAAAGCCAGAGCCUGGGAAGUGGCCACUCAGAAUGGAAAACCAAGGAAGAAAACCAAAACUUGAGCUUACAGCCAUUGAUUUCAGAUGAAAAAACAGUGAUUCUGGAAGAAACACCAUUGAAGAAGGCUAAUGAACAUCACAAAACUGAGCAGAACUUCAGCCCAAGUCCAAGCCCUGAUGGCCCCCAUAAUGUCCAGGGAUCAAAUCCUAAUAUACCAAUUGCUAGACAACAAGUGGCUCCUAGCGUCGAGAGACCCUACAUGUGCAUUGAGUGUGGAAAGUGCUUCGGUAGGAGCUCGCAUCUCCUUCAGCAUCAGCGAAUACACACUGGUGAGAAGCCCUAUGUGUGCCAUGUGUGUGGGAAGGCCUUCAGCCAGAGUUCUGUCCUUAGUAAGCACAGGCGGAUCCACACAGGUGAAAAGCCCUAUGAGUGUAAUGAAUGUGGCAAAGCCUUUAGAGUGAGCUCAGACCUUGCCCAGCACCACAAGAUACACACAGGAGAGAAGCCUCAUGAAUGUCUAGAAUGUGGGAAGGCAUUCACUCAGCUGUCACACCUCAUCCAGCAUCAGCGAAUCCACACAGGGGAGAGGCCAUAUGUGUGUCCCUUGUGUGGGAAAGCCUUCAACCAUAGCACUGUCCUAAGGAGCCACCAGAGAGUGCACACUGGGGAGAAGCCUCAUGGGUGCAGUGAGUGUGGGAAGACCUUCAGUGUGAAGAGGACAUUGCUACAGCACCAGCGGGUCCACACUGGGGAGAAACCCUACUCAUGCAGUGAGUGUGGCAAGGCCUUCAGUGACCGCUCUGUGCUCAUUCAACAUCACAAUGUGCACACUGGGGAAAAGCCAUAUGAGUGUAGUGAGUGUGGCAAGACCUUUAGCCACCGCUCCACCCUGAUGAAUCAUGAGAGGAUUCACACUGAGGAGAAACCCUACGCAUGCUAUGAGUGUGGGAAAGCCUUUGUUCAGCACUCGCACCUCAUCCAGCACCAGAGAGUCCACACCGGAGAGAAACCCUACGUGUGCAGUGAGUGUGGACAUGCUUUUAGUGCACGCAGGUCCCUGAUCCAGCAUGAGAGAAUUCACACAGGCGAGAAACCCUUUCAGUGCACAGAGUGUGGCAAAGCGUUCAGCCUGAAGGCAACUCUCAUUGUGCACCUGAGGACCCACACGGGCGAGAAGCCCUAUGAGUGCAAUAGCUGUGGCAAAGCCUUCAGCCAGUACUCAGUACUCAUCCAGCACCAGAGGAUCCACACAGGAGAGAAACCCUAUGAGUGUGGGGAGUGUGGACGUGCCUUCAACCAGCAUGGGCACCUAAUUCAGCAUCAGAAAGUACACAAGAAGCUGUGAUCCAUGGCUGUCAGAUGCCCAGUUUAGAACGUGACCAGUUUUCCUCCCAGGAAGUUCAGUUAAAUCUGAGGACCUUUCCUUCCUAGCGAAAACGUUCUACAAAUGUUACUUCAUGACUUUGCUAAUUGUAUUGAAUCAUUCUAAUACUGUAUUUAAAUUUACUUUUGGGUUUGUUUUGGGGGGACAUCUUGAAACAAGGUGUCUGUGUAGGCCUGGCUGUCUUAGAACUCCCUCUAUAGACCAGGAUGGCCUC